AUUUCUUCCCUACUAUGCUAUCGCUCCCCUGUCCCCUUGGCUGUGCAGGCGUGCGUGUGCGAGGGCUCUCCGUCUGUCUGUGUCUGCCUGUCCGUACGCGCACACACGCGCACCUAUAUACAUAUACAUAUAUAUAUAUAUACACACACACACGCAUACGUGCGGCGUGCAAACACACACACACAUAAAUAUAAAUAUGUAAAAAUAAAUACACACAUAUAUAUAUGUAUAUAUAUAUAUUAUAUAUUUUAUUUUUUUUUAAUAUAUAUAUAUAUAUAUAUAUAUAUAUAUUUACGGCUCUCCGUAGCAAUCCAUCCAGGACUCUCUAUAUAUUUCCAUGCACAUGUCAAUCUCUUCCACUGCCUGCACUCCAUCUGGCAGCUUUGCACCAGGUUCUGUUGUUAUUGUCGAUGGUGGUUGGUGGUGUUUUCUUUUGCUUUUCGGUUUGUGCCUCCUGCCCUCCCUCCCGCUUCUCCCCACCCCCUUCUCCGACACUGCCACACUCUCCUCUUUCCUGAUAAUUGUGCAGAGAAUUUAUUAUUAUUAUUAUUAUUAUUAUUAUUAUUAUUAUUAUUACUGCUACUACUACUAUUAUUACAAUCGCUUGCUAAAUAUUUAUCAUUUAGCUGAUAUCCCCACUUCCCCCUGCGCGCGUGUGUAUGUGUGUGUGCGUGUGCGUGUUUUAGAUGUGGUUUUGUCUAUUGUUGGCAUGCGACCGGAGGGUGGGGGGAGAUACAUCUUUCUCCCGUACGAGAUGUGACUCCAUUCAGCUUCCUUCCCCCUCACCUCCUCCCCACCCCCUUUCCACCCCAUCAUUUCUUUUUAAACCUGCAAUACCUCUCGGUAGAGCCAUCUCUCAGGCUCAUUUUUCCCGAAAGAAAGAUGAAAGACGUGUAAUUAGAGAAAGAGGAAAGGGUGUGAAAAAGAUGGAAGGGAGAAAAGGGGGAAAAAAUAAAAGGGGAGGAAAUGUGCUACUCUAUCUUCGCUUCCCUGCGUUUCCCGGUGCCCCGGAGUGCGCUUCUGUGAGAGAUUUGGCCUUGUUUUCAUUCCAUGCGUUCAAAGGAAAGUUUGUGACUCAACCGUGUUUCUGUACUUCUGUCAUUUCUUUCUUCUUUUCUUUUUUCUUUUCUUUUUUUUUAAUGCCCUGCUCAUUUUAUUUCUUCAUCAAACUCCACCCUCUCCUUAAAGACUUCUUACUAAUCUCGAUUUAUAACCUCUUUACCGGUUCUUCUCAUUUUAGCAGCAUCCGCAGCCUGCAUCUGGCACGGGGUCCCCACUAUUUCCAACUGCUCUGCUGUUUUGAUUUUUUUUUCCUCCUCCUUUCCAAAAGUUGUCUGUGGUUUUCCUUGCGUUCAGACUCAUUCUCGUGUAGGGGGAUUUCCUGCCCUCUUUUCUCCUUGAAACACGUUCUCUCAGUUUAAAGUUUACUGUCCUUGUCGUUAAAGAUGUUCUAAAGACGUCACAUCAGCUAAAUAGUUGGUUCAGCAGGGAUUUUAAAAUUGUAUUUUAUAUGCCACAAGAAAAGGAAUUGAAUUAGGCUGCUCAGAUCUGAAAGAGCUCACAAAUAUGAUGGCUUCAUUGGUAGCUGCAGGUGCUGUUGGUAGGCACCUGGGAGAGUGCAGGCAAGCAAAUUUGUUUUAAAAAAGGAAGGAGGAGAAAAAAUAAACAAAAAAGUGAUAAUUGUGCAUGCAGUUAAAUGAAAAAUAUCUGCCAAGUUUGCAAGUAGAUUGAAGAGGGAGAGCUAGGCUGGAGGGCAGCAGGACAGAGGUCUGGCCCGGGUGGCAAGGAGGGCUCGUUGAGGAAGAAAAGAGAAAGUUGAGAAAAAUGUGGCAUGCGGAAACCUGAGUGAUUGCAUGUGCGGGUGUGUGCCAGCAAGUGUGUGCGGUUGUGAGGGGUGUCUGUGUGUGCAGGGCACAAGCCUGAGUAGCCAUAUCUUCCCCUGAAGUUAUAUUUGUUCAUUUGUUUACAUGGCAAGCGGCUGCAAACCCUGGCACUGAUGAAGUAAAACACAUGCACAACACUAAAAAAAAAAAAAAAAAAAAAAAAAACCAAAAAAAAAACCAAAACCAACUUUGGUCAGCUUUCGGGACUAGAGGCAUGCUUACGCUCUGUGUGGAGAUGGUUAAUGAAUCCAGUGUUUUUGCAGUUGCAAGCUUGUGCAUUCACUGUGCAACGCUGACUGCAGGCUUUUGCAGUGGCAACAGCUCACCAAAGAUAUUAAUUACACCGUCCCCUUUUUUUUCUACGAAUGUUUGGCUAUUCGGUUCAGCGAGGAAGAAUGCCGCCCACCCAACCCAACCCCGGCCAGUACGCGCUGACCAACGGCGACCCUCUGAACGGGCACUGCUAUCUCUCGGGAUACAUCUCCCUCCUGCUGCGGGCCGAGCCCUACCCCACCUCCCGCUACGGCAGCCAGUGCAUGCAGCCCAACAACAUCAUGGGCAUCGAGAACAUCUGCGAGCUGGCCGCCCGUCUGCUCUUCAGCGCCGUCGAGUGGGCCCGCAAUAUUCCCUUCUUCCCCGACCUGCAGAUCACCGACCAGGUGGCCUUGCUGCGGCUCACCUGGAGCGAGCUCUUCGUCCUCAAUGCUGCCCAGUGCUCCAUGCCCCUCCAUGUGGCCCCGCUCCUGGCCGCCGCCGGCCUCCACGCCUCCCCUAUGUCGGCAGACCGCGUUGUCGCCUUCAUGGACCACAUCCGCAUCUUCCAGGAACAGGUGGAGAAGCUGAAGGCUCUGCACGUCGAUUCGGCUGAAUACAGCUGCCUGAAAGCCAUCGUCCUCUUCACCUCAGACGCCUGCGGCCUAUCGGAUGCUGCGCACAUCGAGAGCCUCCAGGAGAAAUCACAGUGCGCGCUAGAGGAGUACGUUCGGAGCCAGUACCCCAACCAGCCGAGCCGCUUCGGGAAGCUGCUGCUGCGGCUGCCCUCCCUGCGCACCGUCUCCUCCUCCGUCAUCGAGCAGCUCUUCUUCGUCCGCUUGGUAGGUAAAACCCCCAUCGAAACCCUCAUCAGGGAUAUGCUACUGUCGGGGAGCAGCUUCAACUGGCCUUACAUGUCCAUCCAGUGCUCCUAGAGCCCAUCCCGCACCCCCGGCAGAGAGGCGGCGAAGCGGCGGAGAGGGGAACGCUCGCACCGAGGGGCAGUCGGGGUGCGGGGGGGGCCCGGGAGGUGGACACUGAACAAAAGAAAGGGCGAGUGGGAGCAGAGAUGUGGCCGUGGAGGCGAGAAGGACGGACCUGUCGUCCAUGGAGGUUGUGAUAUUUCGCCUUUUUUUUUUUUUGGCCUAUUUUGGUGGGGUCUUUUUGUUUGGGUUUUUUUUUGUUUUGUUUUGUUUGGUUUGGUUUUAUUGGGUUUUCGUUUUAUUUUGUUUUGUUUUGUUUUUUGUUUUGUUUUUGUUUCUGUUUUCUUUCGGAGAGGAGGAAAAAAAUAAAUAAAUAAUAUUAAUAAAAGAGACAAAAAAAAAUGAGUAUUGAGGGGAUAUUAAUCAAACCUGAAGGGGAUACUGGAUCUUCCAGGAUUUAUUGUGGACUGUUGUUGAUAUAUGCUGUACAGUAAACCAACAAAACAAAAAAAGCAUUGAAACUGAACUGAACCUUGUGUAGAAUAAAAAUAAAAACGCCCAAAACCAAGCAAACAACAACAAAAUUUCCAUGCGCAAAUACUUAUCAUGAACAUUGUUACUCCUUUUGUAAUAUAUUAGUCUUUAUUUUCAAUUUUGGUAAAAGUUAAAACAUCAUAUGCGCAUAAAGAAUAAAAAAGGAGAAUUAGGGGAAAAUAACAUUUUCCAAAUAAUUAUAAAAGAAUUGUCCUGUGUCUAUGUAUCUAUAUCUGUUUUGUAUUUUUUUCUGGUUCCAAACCAGGUUUCCUGUGAUUCUAUACUAAUAAUUUUUGAUAUAACCCUUUGCUUCUUAUAAUGAGUGCGAUAUAUGUUGUCAAAGCUGUUCUUCAAGAAUUAAAAUUGAAGUGAAAAUUUAAAAAAAAUAAAAGAAUUUAGCAAAAAAAACCCCCAAUUUAUCACCCCACAACCCAUGAGUCUUGUUGCUUGAAACAUGCCAACAACUCAAAAAAAAAAAAAAAGAAAAGAAAAAGCCCGAUAAACAAUAACAACAAAAAUCUCCCCACAUUUUUUAGUCCUUUACUGGUGCUAAAAAGGAGAACUUAAAAAGUACUUGGGAGGGGUAACCAAGUCGUGCAAACUACAGGAUGCUCCAAAAUUGACUUGACUGUAUAAGCUUAGGACUGAGCUGUCAAGGCCUAGAAAAAGGGAGCAGGAAUUGCAGUGUGAUGCCUUAGGUGACCUCACCUUGCUGGGACUGCACCACAAACUCUCUCCACCAAGGCUGAUGGGCCUAUCAGAUUGGCCUGCCCCUUUUUGAAAUACAUUUCCCACCACCUGGAUUUUCUGCUGAGUUCACACCUUGCUUUUUACUCUCAGACGCCGUGGGCAUGGAUUGAAGUCACCGCAUGCCAUCAACUUUACCUGUGCAGCAGGAGGCGUACUCUAGCCAUGGGUCCUGUUUGUUCCAGGCAUGAUGGCUUUCUGCUUAUGGGGGUUUGGCAUGGGGUUGACUUUUUUUGGUUUUAUCUUCUUUUCCACUCCAAGGACUCGCAGACCCCAAUAUGUGCUCCAGUGUGCAUGCCUUGUGCUUACUGUCAGCCAGAACAGAUCUCGAUUUUUUCCCAAAUCUAGUUGCUGUGUGUGGAAGGUAUUCCCACUCCACUAAUAUAGAAAUCCAGCUGGAUGCUUGCUCAUUGGGUGGUGUGCUAGUGCAUUUCAUGUAUGCUUAUGUGCCAUGGCCAUGCAAAAAACACAGGCUGUGACAUCCCACACCAUGGCCCACCCACUGCCAGAGCCUGAGCUCUGUGCCAAAAACCCCUUUUCAUUUCAGCUUGUCUUUUUCUCCCCAGAAAAUUAAAAAUUGUUUUUAUAAUGGAGCUCCUUUGAAGGUAAAGGCUUCUGGCUGGUGGUGCAGAUCUCUGUAACAGCUUUCAGUGCAUUAAUGUUUUAUAGGAUCUGAGACAGAGCUGUAAGAACACAUAACUACCAAGGGAGCUCUUUCUUAAUGUAUUAAUAAAGCUGGAUCUUUAAAAAUAACAUUGUCCCACUCACACAGACACCUCCUGUGCCCUCCAAACAAGUCUAGAUGAGGUAGACUUCACAGUUUAUGAAGACAUGGGCAGUGUUUUCCCUUUACUUUGCUAUCUUCCAUACUCUCCUCUUUCUCCUUCCCUCUCUCUCCUUUCCCUCUCUCUCCCUCAAUCUCUCCCAUCCUUUUUAAUUUCUUUUCAUUCUUUAUUUCUUUUUUUCCCUUUUUUCUUUCUUCAACAAAAUUCUUCAAUUCAACUCACUUGGGGUUUUUAAUAUUCUAGGCGCAGCAGAUCUGAGGUGAGAGCAGCUCUGUGCAGGAGACAGUUGUAGCUGGAUAAUCAAGAUUACGGGCAGAUCCUCUAUGGGGGUAUCACCCCAUUCAGGAUGGAGAAACGGCCUGUAUUCAUAGGUGCUGGGAGUAGGGGGACUUGGAUAAUUCCAGACCUGCACACAAGAACAGGGAUUUGGGAGUUAGACAGACAGACAGACAUCCUCCCUUUUGUCACUCACUUGGACACUGCAUGAGUGAGAGCUUUGUUCCUGCCCCUUCCGCGGGGCCUUCCCUGGAGAAAGGGAGUCCAGCAGCCCCUCCGAGCUCUCAACAGGGAGUGAGGGGGAGUGCUCAGACAUGGGAGGUGCUGAAAGAAGCAUUUUCAGCACUGCUUUAUGGUGGGAUGGGUGAUUUGGGACCCAGAUGAAUUAGCAGCUAAACAAAAAAAAAACCAAAAGAAAAACAACAACAACAAGAAGCCCAAAAAACCAAACCUGAACCCAAAAAACCCAAACCCACCGAAACGAACAAACACUCCAAAGCCAAAAAUAACAACAAAAACCAAACCAACAAAACAAAAAACCAGCCCCCCCCCCGCCCAACCUAAAAAUAAACAAAACACACGGGGAUAUCGGAAUAGAAAAACAGGUCUCAGUUUCUUCCAGUGAGAUGUAAAUAAAUUCAUUACGGUGUUAUCCAACUGAUGAAAACAGAUAAACUUUUUCGUAGAUAUUUUUCAAUUAAUUUUCAUAUUUAUGAAUAAUAAUAACCCACGGAUUGCCAAGAAACUUGCAGGUGUAGAGGAGGUGUACAAGAUGCACUUAUUUCCAUGUAUGUGCCUAGAAAGAAGUGUUUCAAUCCCUUAUUAAACUUUGCUUAUAAGA
This is a messenger RNA of Passer domesticus (house sparrow), 6241 nucleotides long. It is a transcript of the gene NR2F1, whose product is annotated as nuclear receptor subfamily 2 group F member 1. The transcript is spliced from 3 exons. The record is from RefSeq and is a predicted model, not a curated record. Gene Ontology annotation, molecular function: zinc ion binding; nuclear receptor activity; RNA polymerase II cis-regulatory region sequence-specific DNA binding. Gene Ontology annotation, biological process: cell differentiation; negative regulation of transcription by RNA polymerase II; positive regulation of transcription by RNA polymerase II. The coding region runs from base 2249 to 3070 and encodes 273 amino acids. Lineage: Eukaryota; Metazoa; Chordata; Aves; Passeriformes; Passeridae.